Molecule: messenger RNA, 174 nt
Organism: Acytostelium subglobosum LB1
Lineage: Eukaryota; Evosea; Eumycetozoa; Acytosteliales; Acytosteliaceae
Exons: 1
Coding region: 1-174 (57 amino acids)
Source: RefSeq, a predicted model, not a curated record
AUGUCUUCCUCCUUUGAUUGUUUCUGCUCCACCUUUGGCUUCUCCUCUGGUCCAGUACCAGAUUUCUUGACAGCCUUUACUGCUUUGGCCUUGAUCUCCUUGGGUAUUUUCACACGGACAGCAGUUGAUGGAUCCCAGUUGGCGGGAUACAAACUCAACAGAGGCCAUCUCUGA